Prunus avium (sweet cherry) is the source of this 1891-nucleotide messenger RNA. RefSeq names its product allene oxide synthase (gene AOS). Lineage: Eukaryota; Viridiplantae; Streptophyta; Magnoliopsida; Rosales; Rosaceae. Gene Ontology annotation, molecular function: monooxygenase activity; heme binding; iron ion binding. The record is from RefSeq and is a predicted model, not a curated record. Gene Ontology annotation, biological process: jasmonic acid biosynthetic process; sterol metabolic process. Gene Ontology annotation, cellular component: chloroplast thylakoid membrane; chloroplast envelope.
UAAAUAAGGCUGCUACCCACCAAUCUCCAUAACAUUUUCACCAACAAUUUCCCACUCUACAUCUCUUUCUAUCUCCAACAAUAACAACUUUUAUCAAACCCGAAAGUCAUUGAUACCCAAUGGCUUCGUCUUCUUCUUUGGGUUUCCCUUCUCUGCAACUACAGUUCCAAUCCCCAAGAAAGUCCUCCUCCUCCACGCGUCGCUUUUUAGUCCGUCCGAUCUCUGCCUCCGUGUCCGAGAUAACACCUUCCUCUGUUUCAGCACAGCCCCCGGAGCCAACCAACCUCCCCGUCAAGAAAAUCCCCGGAGACUAUGGCCUUCCCUUCGUGGGCCCCAUCAAGGAUCGCCUCGACUAUUUCUACAACCAGGGCAGAAACGAGUUCUUCAAGUCCCGCGUCCAGAAGCACCAGUCAACGGUGUUCAGAGUCAACAUGCCGCCGGGUCCCUUCAUUUCUAAAAACCCCCAAGUCGUCGUUCUGCUCGACGGCAAGAGCUUCCCGGUGCUCUUCGACGUUUCGAAAGUCGAAAAGAAAGACCUCUUCACCGGCACUUACAUGCCUUCCCUAGAGCUCACGGGAGGUUACAGAAUCCUCUCCUACCUCGACCCGUCGGAGCCCAAACACGACAAGCUCAAGCGCGUCAUCUUCUACCUCCUCAAGUCGAGUCGCGACUCCGUCCUACCUGAGUUCCACUCCAGCUACACGGAGCUUUUCGAAACUCUGGAAAGCAAGCUCGCCGACAAGGGCAAAGCCAACUUCGUCGAAGCCAACGAUCAAGCGGCGUUUAACUUCUUGGCCCGAUCGCUGUACCGGGCCAACCCGGCUGAUACCCCACUUGGGCUCGACGGACCCAAGCUGGUGUCGAAAUGGGUCCUUUUCAAUUUGGGCCCUCUGUUGAUGCUCGGCCUUCCCAAGUUCAUCGAAGACCCCCUGCUCCACACUUUCCGACUUCCACCAUUUCUGAUCAAGAAAGACUACCAGAGGCUCUACGAUUUCUUCUACCAGUCGUCCGGUCACGUGCUUGAUGAGGCGGAGCGGUUGGGAGUCUCGAGAGACGAAGCGUGCCACAAUCUGUUAUUCGCCACGUGCUUCAAUUCAUUCGGAGGGAUGAAGAUCCUCUUCCCCAACAUGCUGAAGUGGAUCGGCCGCGCCGGCGUUAAGCUCCACACCCAAUUGGCCGAGGAGAUCCGAUCCGUCGUCAGAUCCAACGGUGGAAAAAUCACGAUGGGCGGUAUGGAGCAAAUGCCUUUGAUGAAAUCCGUCGUGUACGAAGCGUUUAGGAUCGAGCCCCCCGUGCCGUUGCAGUACGGGAAGGCCAAGACGGACCUCGUGAUCGAGAGUCACGAAGCGGCAUUUAAGGUUAAGGAAGGGGAGAUGUUGUUCGGGUUUCAACCGUUUGCAACAAAAGAUUCAAAGAUUUUCGAGAGAGCGGAGGAGUUUGUAGCGGAUCGGUUUGUCGGUGAGGAUGGUGAGAAGCUGUUGAAGCACGUGUUGUGGUCGAACGGCCCGGAGACCGAGAGUCCGACGGUCGGGAACAAACAGUGCGCCGGAAAAGACUUCGUGGUGUUGGCGUCGAGGCUUUUGGUGGUGGAGUUUUUUCUCCGGUAUGACUCGUUUGAGAUUGAAGUAGGGUCUUCGCCGUUGGGGGCUGCCAUUACUGUGACGUCACUGAAAAGAGCAAGCUUCUGAGUUUUUCUCUUUUUUCUAAUGUUUUAUUUUUGGGAACUUGUAAAUUUUUAUUAUUAUUUACUUUUUAAUAUAUUGGGGGGUUUUGUUUGUUUAGUAGUGGAUUAGUGGGAUAUUCGACUGGUCCACAUCACAUGUGAGCAAUUGGAACAUUAUAUUUUUAGCCAAGGAUAAAUAUAAAUAUUCAAGUUACAUGUGGGAAUUAA